GACCAUGGCGGCGGCACUGCUGUCAAAUAGGAAAUUUGAUAAAUUCAUUCAAAAUCAUAUAAAACUUACUAGAUCCCUCUGUAAUAUUAAAUCAGUAGUAUUAAAUAAACCACAAUUUAGUAUAAUAUGUAAACAAUGUGCUUCUGCUAGUUAUUAUAGGUACUAUUCAUCAUCUCCAAACAAUGCGGCUGGAUCCGAUACUGCAAAAAAUGUUUUGGCGGCCGUGCUGGCAAAUAAGCCAAAAAGUGGAAAAAUCCCAGUUGGUAUCCAAAAGAGAGACUGCUUUCACCCAGGUGCCUCUGUUUUGUCCCGUGAAGAUAUUAACUUGGGUGAUGCGAAACCUGUUUCCGGAAUGGACAUGAUACGGGGCAUGAUGGAAUAUGUAUGGCCAAAGGAUAAUGCGAUGAUCAGAAAUCGUGUGAUGCUGUCUCUCUCCCUCCUGUUUGGUGCGAAGAUGAUGAAUGUCACCGUCCCCUUCUUAUUCAAGUAUGCAGUGGAUGAGGUGAACCACGUAGCCACAACGCCCGCCGGCGACGCGUUGUUGGGAAUGGCGACCGUACCUCAAGCUCUUGGCACAACAGCAUUUAGUUUAUUGGUUGGAUACGGCAUCGCGCGCGCCACCGCGGCCGGCUUCAACGAGCUGCGCAACGCCGUGUUCGCGCGCGUGGCGCAGCACUCCAUCCGGCGGCUGGCCUGCAACGUCUUCACGCACCUGCACAGCCUCGACCUCAGCUUCCACCUCGGCCGCCAGACGGGCGCGCUCUCCAAGACUAUAGACCGCGGGUCGCGCGCCAUCAACUUCGUGUUGUCAGCCAUGGUGUUCAACGUGGUGCCCACGAUAUUCGAGCUCGCCUUAGUCUCCUCGAUACUUGGACUUAAAGGAGGCAUCGCUUUUGCAGGCGUGGCGUUCAGCUGCGUGGGCGUGUACGCGGCGUUCACGCUGGCGGUGACGCAGUGGCGCACCAAGUUCCGCGUGCACAUGAACCGCGCAGAGAACGAGGCCGGCAACAAGGCCGUCGACUCCCUCAUCAACUACGAAACUGUUAAAUACUUUAACAACGAGAAAUACGAACUAGAAAAAUACGACCAAAGUCUAAAGAAGUACGAGGAUGCCUCUCUGAAGACCGCGUCCAGCCUGGCGGCGCUGAACUUCGGCCAGCACGCCAUCUUCAGCGGCGGCCUCAGCAUCAUCAUGAUCAUGGCCGCCAAGGAGAUCGCACAAGGUAACAUGACGGUGGGCGACCUGGUGAUGGUGAACGGGCUGCUGUUCCAGCUGUCCAUCCCGCUGGGCUUCCUGGGCUCGGUGUACCGCGAGGUGCGGCAGGCGCUCAUCGACAUGCAGACCAUGUUCACUCUCAUGACCGUGCAGUCCAGGAUCAAGGAAAAGGCGAAGGCGCCGCUGCUGAACGUGACGGCGCAGACAGCCAGCAUAGAGUUCAAGGAUGUCAGCUUCAAGUACAUCAACGGGAAGCCCAUCUUCAACAAUCUCAGCUUCUCCAUACCGCCCGGCAAGAAGAUCGGCAUCGUCGGCGGCUCCGGCAGCGGUAAAUCGACGAUGGUGCGGCUGCUGUUCCGGUUCUUCGAGCCGCAGGCGGGGCACAUCUCCAUCGCGGGACAGAACAUCAAGGACCUCGACCUCACCAGCCUUAGAAAAGCCAUCGCCAUCGUGCCACAGGACUGCGUGCUAUUCCACGACACCAUCUUCCACAACCUGCAGUACGGCGCGCUGUCGCGGCCGCCGCAGGACGUCUACACCGCCAGCAAGAUGGCCGAGCUGCACGACUCCGUGCUCACCUGGCCCAAGGGCUACGAGACGCAGGUGGGCGAGCGCGGGCUGAAGCUGUCGGGCGGCGAGAAGCAGCGCGUGGCGAUCGCGCGCGCCAUCCUCAAGGACUCGCCCAUCAUCGUGUUCGACGAGGCCACCUCCAGUCUCGACUCUAUCACCGAGCACGCGAUUCUACAAGCGUUGAAAGCGGCGACUGUGGGUAGAACAUCAAUCUGCAUCGCUCACCGGCUGUCCACCGUGGCUGACGCUGACGAGAUCCUGGUGCUGGAAGCUGGAGCCAUCACCGACCGCGGCACGCACGACCAGCUGCUGGCGCGCCCCGGCUCGCUGUACCGCCGGCUGUGGGAUAAGCAGAACAGGGACAAAUGACCUAACACUCACUAAUAUUGGUUACAGCCUUAUUAAUAAACACAUUUAAGAAAUAUAUAGACUUGAUAGUGAACAUUUUUUCACUGGUAACUUCUUCGAAAGGUACUAUGUUGUCAAGUUUAGUGCCACCUCAUGAUUGUAUUGAUAUGUUAUUAAAACAUUUUACAAAUGUAUAGUAAACUAAUAAACCUUUUGUUUUAAAAUCACCUAAAUAUUGUCAGCUUCCUCUAUAUAUUUUUUGAAUUUCUGCUUAUUAAGGAGAAAAUUGUUGUGACGAUUUCAAUUGAAUUCGCCAAAUGGUACCCAAUGGUUAUACCUUUUGUUAUACAUUCUGUAUACGUAAGAACAUACUACAAGUUAUUUUAUUGUUAAAUAUUGUUUGUUAUAAUUAUUGCUCUCGCUGUCUUCUUAAAGAGACACUUGCAUUCUAUGGUAAAGAUUUUUAUCAAAAUUGUUAUAUUUGAAAUAAAUGUUGUAGUUUAAAUUUUAUAAUUAUGACACUGGUUAACUGAAAGAUAGUUUUUACUUUUUUAAUGACUUGACAAGCAAAUAAAUAAUUGAAAUUUGGUUGGUGACACUAGUUAACUAAAAUACAUACAGUUUUUUUUUCAUUGAAAUGGAACAUGUUCACUAUAUGAUCAAAUAAAUGUAAAUAUUAUAAAACACCGAUGUAAUUAUUAUGUAAAAGAUUUCUAAGAUCUUAUCUACGAUCUCAAAGAGUUUUUGAAUGUAGUGUCUUAGAUAUCUAAUUUUCUAAUUAUUUUCUUAUUAAAUAAAUAGAAAUUUUAUUUGUAUAUUCAUAAGCCGUCGCCAAAUCGUAAAUCUUAAAAUUAUCAAAGAACGUCAUAAAAACGUUUUUAAUUAAGUAAUUUUGGACGUGUAUUGAAUAUAAAGAUCCCAUUAAAAUUAAAUGUAAAAAUUUAUAAAGGAAACUUACGUAUGUGUAACUUAUGUAAUGAGUUGCUUUCAUGUAAAUACACUACGCGAAUAUGUACAGUUUAUUGUAUAAAUAAGAAUAUUAUUUUGUUUUAA
Molecule: messenger RNA, 3187 nt
Organism: Papilio polytes (common Mormon)
Lineage: Eukaryota; Metazoa; Arthropoda; Insecta; Lepidoptera; Papilionidae
Gene: ABCB7
Product: ATP-binding cassette sub-family B member 7, mitochondrial
Exons: 14
Coding region: 5-2155 (716 amino acids)
Biological process (GO): transmembrane transport; intracellular iron ion homeostasis
Cellular component (GO): mitochondrial inner membrane
Molecular function (GO): ATP binding; ATP hydrolysis activity; ABC-type transporter activity
Source: RefSeq, a predicted model, not a curated record